AGGGGUUACCGUUGGCUAAGGGGGCGGGGCAGAGUUGGCGUGCGCACGCGUGCUGGGCUCUGCGAAGGAAGGCGGCCGGGUGGAAGCCCCACAGCCCCCAGGUCGCCUUGGUGUUUGGAAGUCAUGUCCGGUCCGGCCCCCCGAGAGCCCCACACGUCCACCCCUCAGGCGGCGGCCGCGGCCGCUGCUGCUGCUGCUGCUGCUGCUGCUGCUGCUUCGGCCUCGGCUGCUGCAGUCGGCGGCGCUGCUGCUUCCGACCCUGCCCCCGCGGCCGAGGGCCCUUCCAAUGACACUUCCUUCGGAGAGCAGGGCCUGAGCUUUACCACCACAGACCUCAACCUGGUGGAGAUGACGGAGAUCGAAUACACACAACUGCAGCAUAUACUCUAUUCCCACAUGGAGGCCCAAGCCAACGAAGGGGAGCUGGAAACCCGGCUAAAUUCUGCCUUCUUCUCCGCGAGCAAUCCCUCGAGCCAGGCUCAGUACCAAUCCUCCAGCAGCACCAGCCAGCCCAGCUACUCCUCCAACAGCACUGGGAGCCAGUCAGUGUAUCCAGUCAUCUGCCAGUCAGGCCUGACUUCUGAUGGCAGCUUUGUGGGGUCAAACCAGUGUCUGGGACACAUUGAUUUCCAAGAGCUGAGAAUGAUGCUGCUCAGUGAAUCGAAUUUACCUGUGACAGUUGCCAACCAGGUAGAGAAAACACCCAACAGUAGUUCUGUAGAGGUCACUGGCCACAGUGUGGUAAGAGUUAAGCAUGGAGAAAAUGUUGGUGGACCAAAUAAAGAAAAUAUAGCUGUUGAAAAUCUGGCUCCUGUGCCAGAAACUAGAUCUAAAUCUGCAGUCCGAGUUCGGCUGGAAGACAGAUUCAACAGUAUCCAGACAGAAAUUCCCAGGUGCCAAGAGCCUCAGGAAUCUGGAGUUACUCUUAACAAUUUGGUAACCCUUAUUCGACAUCCAUCAGAACUAAUGAAUGUUCCUCUUCAUCAGCAGCAAAACAAAUGUACCACAUUAGUGAAAAAUAAAACUGCUGCUGCUACUACUGCUUUGCAAUUUACAUACCCAUUAUUUACUGCAAAUGCCUGUUCUACUGCUGGGAAUUCUAAUCUUUCACAAACACAGAGUUCUAGUAACUCAUGUUCUAUACUUGAAGCUGCCAAACAUCAAGAUAUUGGGUUACCCAGAGCAUUUUCUUUCUGUUACCAGCAAGAAAUUGAAUCUACUAAACAGACUUUAGGCAGUAGAAACAAGCCUUUACCUGAGCAGGUUUGGAUUAAAGUAGGAGAAGAAGCGUUAUGUAAACAAGCAAUAAAUAAAAGAAAUCGAAGUCGAAUGCGUCAGUUGGACACAAAUGUAGAAAGAAGAGCGCUUGGUGAAAUUCAGAAUGUAGGAGAAAGCCAGAGCACCACAACUUCACAGGGUGCUUGGCAAUCCACAGAGUCUACACAGUCAAGCUUGAGUGACCAGACACAAAGUGGGCAACAAGGUGGACGCUCUCAGCGCAGGGAGAGGCAUAAUCGAAUGGAAAGAGAUCGAAGGCGCAGAAUUCGGAUUUGUUGUGAUGAGUUGAAUCUUCUAGUUCCAUUCUGCAAUGCUGAGACUGAUAAGGCAACAACUUUACAGUGGACAACAGCAUUCCUGAAAUAUAUUCAGGAAAGACAUGGAGAUUCUCUGAAGAAGGGCCUAUACUUGUCCAGGCUACAGAGAAACCAUCAACGGAUAGGGCAUCCCUCUCUUGGACAGUGCUUGCUUGGGGUGAUACCAACAGUUUGUCUCUUCUUCACCUUCUUUUUCUGUUGUCCUUAUUACUACACAAAUCUCAUGAAUCACAGUUUCAUCUAUUUCCUCGUUUUCAUCUUUAUAGUUGCUUUGCAAACCUACCAGAUGUCCUUAAUACCAAUGUAA
Messenger RNA from Gracilinanus agilis (Agile Gracile Mouse Opossum), 1902 nucleotides. It is a transcript of the gene TCFL5, whose product is annotated as transcription factor like 5. Gene Ontology annotation, cellular component: nucleus. The annotation marks the transcript as partial. Gene Ontology annotation, biological process: spermatogenesis; regulation of DNA-templated transcription. Lineage: Eukaryota; Metazoa; Chordata; Mammalia; Didelphimorphia; Didelphidae. Gene Ontology annotation, molecular function: RNA polymerase II cis-regulatory region sequence-specific DNA binding; protein dimerization activity; DNA-binding transcription factor activity, RNA polymerase II-specific. The transcript is spliced from 8 exons. The record is from RefSeq and is a predicted model, not a curated record.